Molecule: messenger RNA, 973 nt
Organism: Salvelinus sp. IW2-2015
Lineage: Eukaryota; Metazoa; Chordata; Actinopteri; Salmoniformes; Salmonidae
Source: RefSeq, a predicted model, not a curated record
UCUCUCAUCACCAGUAAGCACCAUUGUCUUUUCCAUCUUUAUUCUUGGGGCUGAGUAACUAUGUCUGACAUAGAGGAAGAGAACGAGGAUCAGCAGGAGGAGGACGAGGAAGGAGAAGAAGUGGAACGUCCUAAAUACAAGCCCAUGGUCUCCCAGCUCGCUGCCCCCAAAAAUCCUGAGGGGGAUAGGGUGGACUUUGACGUGAGCCGACAUGACAUCCACAGGAAAAGAAUGGAGAAGGAUCUUCUGGAGCUGCAGACCCUGAUCGACGUCCAUUUUGACCAGAGGAAGAAAGAAGAGGAAGAGCUCAUUGGACUCAAGGACCGGAUUGACAACCGCAGAUCAGAGAGAGCGGAGCAGCAGCGCGUGCGAGCAGAAAAAGAACGGGACAGACAGACGAGAAUCGCGGAAGAGCGGCAGAGGAAGGAGGACGAAGAAGCCAAGAAGCGGGCGGAUGACGACGCCAAGAAGAAGAAAGUGCUCUCUAACAUGGGGGCUCACUUUGGGGGUUUCUUGGCAAAGGCAGAGCAGAGGAGGGGGAAGAGACAAACAGGGAGGGAGAUCAAGAAGAAGACACUGGCGGAGAGACGCACACCCCUCGCCAUUGACAACCUGAGAGAGGACGGCCUGAGGGAGAGAGCUAAAGAGAUGUGGGAGUGGAUUUACCAGCUUGAGUCAGACAAAUUUGACCUGACUGAAAAGACGAGACGACAGAAAUACGAGAUAAAUGUUCUUCUGAAUAGAAUUUCUCAUGCCCAGAAAUUUAAAAAGGUCCAUGGUAAGGGAAAGGUUGGAGGUCGCUGGAAGUGAGCACACAGUGGAAGCAGUGAAGAAAGAAGACCAUAUAUUCUGUUUCGGGAAAGCGUUACAAAAACAAUGUCUCAACAUUUUUCUCUUGAACUCAUUGAGGUGACACGAUUUACUGUGUGCCAUUAACUGAAACAGAUUCUAUGUAUUACAGUACUCAUUAAAA